AUGGGACCCAGAUCGGUAUUCCCUUGGCCUGGGCCUCUUGACUCAGCGGCAACAAACCACAAUAUUCUAGGAGCUGACCUUAAUUCUCUUGUCAGCGGCUCAGACGCCAGCCUGACUCCUCCCAGCGAGACAAGAUCACUAGCUUCUAGCCCGCCACGCCUAUCCAUGACACCUGAGCAACAGGAGAUGAGGAGGCACAGAGAUAGAGUACGACGAGAGUCCAAGUUGACGUCCAGGAUGAGACGCACUGACAGUGCCUCAUACACCACCUCCCCGCCGCCGAUGGCCCUGAACGAUGUUUCUAAUGCAAUCCCUCUGCCGAUUUACUCGACGGCACCUCAGGUCUCUCUACUCGCAGAACCUUCUCAAGCUCUACACAACCAGCAAUAUCUGUCUUCAUAUAACGCAGCUCUACAGGAAGCUUCACAUACUUCUCAGAUGUUCACCUCUUCUCCCUAUCAGUCGAUGUGGGUUGUUCCAGACCAACGAGUUACGGAAGCAUCAUGGGCUAAUGGAAUUUGCUCUCAGACCAUCAACGUAUAG
Messenger RNA from Metarhizium robertsii ARSEF 23, 543 nucleotides. RefSeq lists its product as uncharacterized. Bases 1 to 543 code for a protein of 180 amino acids. The record is from RefSeq and is a predicted model, not a curated record. The transcript has 2 exons. NCBI's taxonomy places the organism in Eukaryota, Fungi, Ascomycota, Sordariomycetes, Hypocreales, Clavicipitaceae.